UUCAAAUGAUCAUUCUUUGAUCCUCGCAUGCUACCGUGUAACUGAAACCCUAAGUUUGCAUCGUAUCGAAAACACCAUUUUUCCCAUGGGGGGUUGCAUGUCCAUUGCAACUAAAAAAUUAAAGAAACACAAGAAAAAUGUCAAACCCAUGACCCCCCAACAUCAUGACCUUCAAGCCACAAAAUUACACAUUGGAUCAACGAAAUAUCGUCGACCCGUGCACGUACUCAAAGACUCGUCGGGAAGCGACAUUUUCAAGAGAUAUCGCUUUGGAAAAGAGCUUGGGAGAGGUGAGUUUGGUGUGACGUAUGAAUGUCAAGACAAGGUGAACGGGGAAAAGGUGGCGUGCAAAAAAAUUUCAAAAAGUAGGUUGCGGACAGAGGUUGACAUCGAUGAUGUUAGGAGAGAGGUUGAGAUUAUGAGACAUUUGCCACCGCACCCUAAUAUCGUGAGGUACAAAGAUGUGUUCGAGGAUAAAGAUGCUAUUUAUUUGGUGAUGGAACUUUGCCAGGGUGGUGAGUUAUUCGAUAGGAUCGUCGCUAAAGGUCAUUAUACAGAAAGGGCUGCUGCUCUUGUUACCAAAACUAUUGUUGAAGUUGUCCAGGUAUGCCACAAACAUGGGGUAAUACAUCGGGAUUUGAAACCCGAAAACUUUCUAUAUGCUAACCGAGGCGAAAGUGCUCCCUUAAAAGCAAUUGAUUUCGGUCUCUCCAUCUUCUUCGAACCUGAGCAACGUUUUAAAGAAAUAGUAGGAAGCCCAUAUUACAUGGCUCCUGAGGUUUUAAGACGGAAUUACGGAGCAGAAGUUGAUGUUUGGAGUGCUGGUGUCAUCCUAUACAUAUUGUUAUGUGGAGUUCCUCCAUUUUGGGCAGAAACUGAAGAAGGAAUUGCACAGGCGAUUAUUAAGGGUGACAUAAACUUCCGAAGAGAUCCUUGGCCUCGUGUCUCUGAGGAUGCCAAAAGCCUAGUCAAAGGUAUGCUAGAACCCAUUGCAAGCAAACGUCUCACCGUCGAACAAGUCCUUGGAAGCCGGUGGAUACUAAAUGCCGACAACGUCCCAGAUAUUCCUUUAGGAGAUAAUGUUCGAGUAAAAAUCCAACAGUUCUCUUUGAUGAACAAGUUCAAGAAAAAGGUCAUCAGACUGGUAGCAGAAAAUUUGCCUGACGAACAGAUAGAUGGGUUUAAAAAAUUGUUCCAUGAAAUGGACAAAGACAAGAACGGUGCUCUUACUUUUGAAGAGCUUAAAGAUGGUCUAACCUCAAUUGGAGAUCAACCUGUUGCUGAUCCAGAUAUUCAAAUGUUCAUGGAAGCCGCGGAUCUUGAUCAGAACGGGAUGCUAAACUGUGAGGAGUUUCUGACAAUAGUCGUGCACCUGAAAAAGAUUAGCAACGAAGAACAACUCCGUAAAGCUUUCCACCAUUUUGACAAGAACAGAAAUGGGUACAUUGAGUUUGAUGAGUUGAAAGACUGUUUGUUCGAUGGACAUCUGGAUCAACACAAUGAAAAAAUGGUCCAUGAAAUAAUAUUUGAUGCUGACCUAGAUAAGGAUGGACGGAUUAGUUACCCAGAAUUUGCAGCAAUGAUGACAACAGGAAUGGAUUGGAAAAUGGCUUCUCGACAGUACUCGAGAGCGAUGCUUAAUGCAAUUAGCAUGAAGAUGUUUAAAGACCAAUCUGUAAAAUCAAUAACCUGAAUGAGUUACCUUUUUGGGUUGUACAUAUUCGUGAUGUGACGAAAACAGCUUAUAAAAGGCGAACGGUUUCACGUGAAA
Erigeron canadensis is the source of this 1771-nucleotide messenger RNA. Its product is annotated as calcium-dependent protein kinase 24-like. Lineage: Eukaryota; Viridiplantae; Streptophyta; Magnoliopsida; Asterales; Asteraceae. Gene Ontology annotation, biological process: intracellular signal transduction; peptidyl-serine phosphorylation; protein autophosphorylation. The transcript is spliced from 8 exons. Bases 86 to 1693 code for a protein of 535 amino acids. The record is from RefSeq and is a predicted model, not a curated record. Gene Ontology annotation, molecular function: calcium ion binding; calcium/calmodulin-dependent protein kinase activity; ATP binding. Gene Ontology annotation, cellular component: cytoplasm; nucleus.